Messenger RNA from Drosophila montana, 2359 nucleotides. RefSeq names its product Transducer of ERBB2 (gene Tob). Gene Ontology annotation, cellular component: nucleus; cytoplasm. Gene Ontology annotation, molecular function: transcription corepressor activity. Gene Ontology annotation, biological process: regulation of gene expression. Lineage: Eukaryota; Metazoa; Arthropoda; Insecta; Diptera; Drosophilidae. The record is from RefSeq and is a predicted model, not a curated record.
AAAAUAACAGCACUAUUGAAAAAAAAAACCAAAACCCCAAUAAAUUAAUAACAAUUACAACCAAAUACACACACACACACUUAAGGAGCCAAAGAUUUUGAAAAAAAAAACUAUUCCAAAUUUCUAUCAUAUUGCGGAUGAUAAGUGCAAACGUUCUUUAUAAUAAAAAAAUAGACAUAUUAAAAAAACCCCAGACUGUAGAGUAUUCAGAAUUCGCAAUUGGCAAAUCGCAAGCGGCUAAUUGCAGAAAUUCGCAAAUCGCAGUAAAAAAAACAAAACGUAAAAACAACAACAACAACAACAACAAAAAGGAAAGCCAAUCUCCGAUUGAGAUACAAAUCGAGUGGCCGGAUAGUUAUAUAGAAGAUCAAGCGAUCGUAUUUAGCGCAAGGGCUGCUAUCAAAAUGCAUAUUGAAAUACAAGUGGCUUUGAAUUUUGUCAUUUCGUAUCUAUAUAAUAAAUUGCCACGACGACGGGUCAAUAUAUUUGGCGAGGAACUGGAGAAGGCUCUACGCGACAAAUUCCAAGGACACUGGUAUCCAGAGAAACCCUUCAAGGGUUCGGCAUAUCGUUGUCUCAAAACUGGUGAUCCCAUUGAUUCGGUGCUGGCGCGUGCUGCUCGAGAAAGUGGUGUACCUAUAAGCGAUAUACUUGAGAAUCUACCCAAUGAGCUGUCCGUCUGGGUUGAUCCGGGCGAGGUCUCGUAUCGCAUUGGCGAGAAGGGCGCUGUUAAGAUACUCUAUACGGAGAACAAUGAUAAUCAUGAGGAUAGCCACUCGGCCGAUCGUGAGGUUACAAAAACGUUCAAUCCAGAGGCACAGUGCUUUCGUCCCAUCGAUGUGGUCAACACGACCAUGAACAAUUUGAGCUUAAGCCCAAAGGCACUGCCGCUACCGUUGCCAUUGCCGCCGUCUGGCUCCUCACCGCACUCGGCCGCAUCAAGCUCGCCCACAUACAAGGGCAGCCCGAAUCCCAAUGGCGGUGGCUCCAGCGGUGCCAGUCUAUCUGGCAAUAACAAUGUGACUGCCACCGCUACAGCCGCCGCCUUUGUGCAGCGCGCUGCUCAGGCUCCGCUAACAUUCACAACGGCCACCUUUGCUCAGACGAAAUUCGGAAGCACCAAACUAAAGACUAGUUCCAAGCGUACCAAUAGCAGCUCGUAUCGCAUGUCGCCCACUGAAUUCUCCAAUUAUAUCAAGCAGCGCGCCAUGCAGCAGCAGCUGCAUCAUGGCCACAGCGUUGGCGGCUCAUCGGCUUCGGCAUUUGGUGCAUUGGAUGCCGUAUCGCCGGCGCGUUCCCUUUCACCCAAUCCUUUGGCAUUGGGUGGCAAUCAAAGCAACUCGUCUGGCGGCGUGCCGGCAGCUGCUGCUACUGCUGCUGCUGCUGCUGCUGCUGCUGAUCCAUUCUAUUAUCCCAACAUUGCAAUGGGUCUGUAUCCACAAUACAACGGGCAGCGCAGCCUCUUUGAGCCACAUUUCAAUGCGGAUGCGGCCAGUCUUAGCCUGUUUGGCGCUGGACCUGCCACUGCAGCUGCGGCUGGCAAUAGCUUUAGUACUUACCUGGAACCAUGUUACUUUACCAAUGGUCAUGCCAAUGCCAAUGCCAAUGCCCCAGGCGGCACCACACUGAUCAAUCAGCAGCAGCACCAAAACAGCAACAACAACAACAGCAGCAGCAGCAGCAGCAGCAACAACAGCAGCAACAACAAAAACAACAACAGCAACAACAGCAGCAGCAGCAGCAGCAACAGCUUAAGAACAAUUUGGAGCAUACCAACAGCAGCGAUAGCUGCUUUGGCUGAGACGGAGUGCAGCAUUGCUAGCGCUAGUGUCGAGGAAUCUGGCAAUUCAGCUGGCGGCGCAGCUACUGGCGAAUCAUCAACAGAUAAUAGUCCGAUAGCCACGCCUACAGCUGGCGUUGUGCCCGGUCUGAACACAAUCGCUGCAACGGCUGCAUCGACCGUAUCUGCGGCAAGCUCCGCUGCCGCUGCCGCUGCCACUGCCACUGCCACCACGGCUGCCACAACAGCUGCCACAUCGAACGGAGCCAACAAUCAGGACUCGACAGCUGCUGCAGCUAGCAACAGUAAGCUAAUUGAUGGCCUCAGCUCGUUCUAUGGCACCGGAUCCUCCUACCAGCAGCUACUGGUUGCCAACUAGGCAGCUACCCUCGCCCACCCAGCUAAGGUCACACUGUGACUCACAAGAGACAAAAGCACGAGAAUCGCCAAACAAUAUGCAAACCAACAGAGAGACGACGAACGGAGUAUGUUCCACAAGCAAGCGGCCAAAGGCAUCUUAAUUUGAAUUGAAGAUUAACGUUGAAUGGGCACCAGAAAGUGGCCCCAAAAAAAUAUUCA